AGACAAUAACAAGAAGAUUGUCAAAAAUUUUCAUUCCGUACUCUGGUUUCAGAAACAGUGUAAUUUACGGAACUUUCGAAUCUCAUUUCACGAUGUCGUUCCACCGACGUUGUGGAAAGCGGAUUACCUUGGCCAAUAAUAACCGCACGGCGAUGCGAAACAUCAGCGAGUUUAAUCAUGGUCUGGUACUUAGCGCGGAGCCAAUGCAAGAUGAUGUUCUUUUCGAAGUUCGCAUCGACGAAAAGAUCCAUGCCUGGAGUGGAAGCAUUGAAAUAGGAGUUACCACGGUUAAUCCGGAAACCUCAGAUUUACCCCCUUGUGCAACAAAGCUGCGAAAUGGAACUUGGGUGAUGUCUGGGAUUUCUGUGUUGAGGGAUGGUUUGUCAUUAAUGGAGUACUAUGGAUCGGAUUUGGACAAGUUGGGCGAGGGCGAUCGUGUUGGAGUUUUAAGAACAGCCCAGAGCGAAUUAAUUUUCUAUGUGAAUGGGGAAUCACAAGGCGUUGCUGCUGUGGACAUUCCGAAAAACAUUUAUGCAUUGGUAAAUUUGUAUGGAAAAUGCGUGCAAGUUUCGAUCUGUCCAUCGGAUAGUUUGGAGUACAGUAACGAAAAUACGCAGAUCUCUCAAAAUAUCGAUAUUGCUUUGUCCGUGGAAAUGUCGAUUGCUGCUUCAGGAGGUGGUCCUUCUGGAUCUGGCCUUGGGUCGAAUACUGAUUGUAUAGAUCCAAAUGACAAACUUCGAUUUCAUACACGUUGUGGAUCACUGGUCAAACUGAGUGCUAAUUGUCGAACUGCCGAGCGACGUCGACCACUAGAUGAAUUCAAUAACGGGGUUGUGAUGACUCAUCGACCGUUGCGGGACAACGAAUUGUUUGAAAUACGUAUCGAUCGGCUUGUGGACAAGUGGUCCGGUUCAAUUGAGGUUGGUGUAACCACACAUUGUCCUUCGGCACUGCAGUUCCCGGCCACAAUGACCAAUCUUCGUAGUGGAACGAUUAUGAUGUCUGGAUGCGGAAUAUUAACAAAUGGCAAAGGAACGCGGCGUGAAUAUGGAGAGUUUAAUUUGGACGAGUUGAGAGAAGGUGAUCGAGUAGGUAUGAUGCGGAAAUCCAAUGGAAACUUGCACUAUUACAUAAAUGGAAGAGAUCAGGGUGUGGCAGCAACUCGUGUAGCGCAAACCCUCUGGGGUGUAAUAGAUUUGUAUGGAAUGACUAUAAAAGUUACCAUAGUCGAUCGAGACGAAAGAGAGCAGCAAAAUUUAGUUACCAGAAGAAAUAAUUUGAUGAGUUUACCGGUUUCAGAACAAGAAUUGAUUCCACCGAGUCCAGAGGUAGACUAUUGUCAAACCGAUCGUCUACUUUUUCAUCCUUUGUGUGGUUCGCAUGCCAGUGUUACUCAUAGUGGAAGGACAGCCUUGCGCCCGAAUGCCUCGGAUGACUUCAAUAAUGGAGUAGUAUUGACGCGACGACCUCUCCGACCAAACGAACUGUUCCAGGUGCGUUUAGAGCGUGUUGUUACCAAAUGGGCUGGAUCGGUCGAGAUGGGAGUAACAACGCACGGUCCUACGGAAUUGGAUUUUCCUUUCACGAUGACUAACGUGAGGUCCGGUACAUGGAUGAUGACUGGAAAUGGUGUUAUGCAUAAUGGAAUGACAGUUAUUGAGCAGUAUGGACAGAAUUUGGAUCGACUACAAGUUGGAGAUCGAGUUGGUGUUGUCCGUAAGGAUGAUGGAACUUUACAUUUUUGGGUUAACGGAGUUGAUCAGGGACCGGCUGCGUCAAAUGUACCAGAAAAAGUGUACGGUGUAAUAGAUCUGUACGGACAAGCUGCCCAAGCUAGCAUAGUUGAUACGUCUGAAUGUGGGACGCCAGAUACCGGUAAUUCAACAAUCUCGAACACAACACUGUUCAGUAGUGAACCCAAAUUAAAGUUUCACACAGUGCAUGGAAAAAAUGCUAGAAUUACAAAUGGAGGUUUAACGGCCUGUAGACCGAAAGCUUUGGCAGAAUUCAAUGAUUCGAUUGUAUUCAGCAACAGGCCUUUGCGUCAACGAGAGUUGUUUGAAAUUGUCCUCGAAACCGUCGUGGAUCAGUGGAACGGGAGUAUUGAAAUAGGGGUUACUGGAAUUCGGCCAGAUGAGUUAAGCCUACCGAGUACUGCAACCGAUCUAGAACAUGAUACUAUCAUGAUUUCCGGAACAACAUUAAUGCGUAAUGGUAUCAUUAUUCGUAACGAUCUUCCAUUUGAUUUGGAUACAUUAACAACUGGUUCACGUGUUGGAGUAAUGCGUAAUGGUGACAAUAUUCACUUUUUUAUAAACGCAAUUGAUCAGGGACCGUAUUACGAGUGCAAGGCUGCUAAUUUGUACGCCGUUAUCGAUCUCUACGGUCAAUGUGCCCAAGUCAGUAUAACAAUUCCACAGCCAGAUAUUCGGGCACCAUAUGCAAUGAGUGAAAAUUCUCAAAGCCUUCAGGCAACUUCAGUCAUUCAACCGGCUCUAGAGGCCAAACACCGAUGGUCAUGUAUCUCCGGUAAUGUAACACUAAUGCAGAAUUGGACGCUUGCUUCACGUUGCUCUAAUACUGCACUAUCACAUUGUUUAGUAUUUUCUGAACGUCCUUUGGUGGUUGGGGAGACUUUUGAAAUCAAAAUAACAGAUAUCAAUCCAUUAUACGCAGGUAGUUUGAAAGUCGGUGCAACGGAUUUAAAUCUAUCUGAUGAACAUGUCCGUAAGAACAUUCCCAUCAGUAUGAAACGAAUUCCAGCAAAUGUGUGGUAUGUCAGUGGCAACGAUGUGCGAUAUAACUCUUCUCUUCUUCAAAAAUCAUUAGCUUCGCUCGAUUGGCUCCGUGUAGGUGAUCGCAUUGCUAUUGAACUCACCGCUUCUCGCACUUUGAAAAUUCUCCUAAAUUCGGAAGACAUGAACAUAACGUUCCAUAAUGUUUCUGAAGACAUAUUUGCGGUUGUUGAACUACUUGGGUCUACAAUGGCUGUUCAAGUAACAUCCUCACAAGGUCCUUCCUCGCCAUUACGGCCAUGCAGUUUGCGGCUUCAGGACUCAUUGGAACUUGGUUUGGACCCUCUCAAUAAACAAGAUUCUAUGCUUGAAUCAAUUGAUUCAGAAAGUUUAACGUACGAGUUUUCCGAGGGCCAUGGAAAAAAUAUACAACUCACCGACGACAAAAAGUCUGCUUCUCGGGUAAAAUCUUACAAUCAUGGUGUAGUUUGUCUGUCGAAACCACUAUGUAAGGGGCAUAGCAUCAGUAUCAAGAUAAGCCAAAUAAAUCCCAAAUGGAAGGGGACAAUUGCUGUUGGAGCACUUGGUGUUUGUCCUUCUAUUCAUCAUUUUCCGUUUCCAACUUCAGCUAUACUUUUCCGCCGACCAUGCUGGAUUGCUACCCAUGACUACAUCAAUAUUAACGGAAACAAAACUCAAUCAAGUUAUGCGGAAAUAUUUGAACAAGUUCAAGUCGGAACUAUUAUUACUUUAACACUUACACAUUCUGGAAAUCUAGGGAUCACAUUCGGACAAACACAACUUGAUGAUUUAGCCAUCGGUCUGCCACAUCAUAUCUUCCCAGUGUUUGAUAUCUAUGGAAAAGUUGAAAGAAUAUCAGUAAUCAAUGGUGAUCCUAAAGGAUUCGGAAGUCCAAUUAACGAGGAAUUGGCAGUUAUACCCACGGUUUCAGGACUGGUGACUGGAGUGGUUGGAGGUGUCGAUCAAGGAAUUAUUGUUGCUGCUGGUGACGGUGAGAAUGUCCCUCAGUGCGAAAAAGCCGAUUUAGAGAUCCAUGAAAAGGAAACAGAUAUUGGAUCUUAUGUUGCAACGUGCUCUAACCCAAGUAAUACGAACAUGAGCCGUUCGGUUAUGGACAGUGUUUCAGAAAAUUUACUUCUAAAUAUCUCUAUUAAAAACCGUACCGCUAAUGAGGCAAGGAAUCAAGAGCUGUCAAAUUCUUGUUGUUUGCGAGAUUCGCUUCAACUUCAGCAUUCCACUAACCUGAACAUUCAGCGAAGCCAAAGCACGCAUCGUUUUAACACACUACAAGGUAGUUUCGAUAGCAAUCGUGGCGGUGAACUUUCGCAAUCAGCAAACUUCGAUGAAGGCUUUGAGGAUUAUCGCUCUAUCAAUCUCAACAAUCAAUCGGCCGUUGCUGCUACCAUAAGUGGUGUCAGUGCAGCUACAAGUACUGGUGGGCCACAACUACCAACAUUCUCACAAGAGGGUAACACUGAUCCGAACUAUUUAGAAGAUGUGGACAGUAAUAUCGAUUUUAAUAUACAUUUGAAUGAAUCCGAGCAAGAAGACGACAGCAACACAAUUGCCAAUAAUCGAGCAAAGCUUGGUUUACCAUUGCAAUCUUCAUGCUCUACCGCACCAGAACAUCAACCACCUGCUUCUAUUGGUAUUUCUAGCGGAAGGCGCAUCAAUAAUGUUGUUGACUUCACUGAUGCGCCAAUACAUUGUUCUCGAACGAAUUCAUUUUCUUCUACUUCAGUAAUGUCAGCUGUGGUUGAGAAUAAAGAUUGCGAUUAUCUUAAGCUAGUCCUAGGAUUCAAGCGAACUCUAAUGUUACCAGAUGUUUUUUUCGCUGGAGACAGUUUCGGAUGUUUUUGUGAGUCUUGCGCUCCUUCGCUACAAAGUUCUAUGUUGAAGAACUGGAUUCGUAUCAAAAUCAACCAACAGACUCUAAGCAGUACUUGUACAGUAAAUACAAAUGAUGAGUCCAUUUGGACAACUGCGUAUUACAAUGCUCGCGUGGAAAAAAUUCGUUCUGUUCUGGACCAUGGGCAACCAUUGCCCAUUGAAUCAUGCCAGUUUCUGCCAGAAGGAACAACUAUGGGAGACAAUUUUGUACCGGGAACGCACAUCCUUUUGCAGUCAGCUCCAGAUCUGUGCGAACGUUUACAGAAAUCCUCACUCCACAGAUACAUGGCCAACGGAGUCUGCUACAGGAUUGCGGCCACAUUCGAAGUUCGAGUACGAUCGCAAGCAUUAUGUAGUAUCGAUUUUGGAGACGGAGCAGCAGCAAUAGGUCCAGAUCAUUUGGUAGCUGGUAGUCUACUGGCAACCAAUGCUACAUCCAAUGGCGUUGUUCGAUACUGGACUACUAAGGAAGCUGACGCAUGCGUUUUGACCGCUCUGAUGGUUCAACUAGCCCGAGUUUAAAAAGUGGGUUGAGAUUAUUCUGAUUUCUCACAAAAGUUCAGUUAAUUUUAAAUUAUAUUUAUAGGUAGAUUUAUGUAUUUUCCAAUUUUAGACAUGGCAUGAAGAAUCAGCUUAUAAAACAAUGACCAUAAAGUCACCAUUUAUCGCCCAAUCCACAUUUACCUCUCAAAAUUCACUUUAAUAUUUUUCCGGGAUUUUCAUCCUUUAGGAUUCACCCGUUUCACUUUAAUAUUUAAUUUAUUGAGAUUUAGAAACAACAUUUUCCUGUGCUCUAGUCCACAAUAGGCAACUUUGAUUGCGAUGUUGGUUGCUGAAACUUUUUAAUGUUAACAUCGAGGUCUCCCAUACUUGUCGGGGGAUUUGAGAUAUGCAGCUCAUCGUCUAGACCUAGAUGAAAACUUAAACAAGACAGACAGCAACCAAAAUUGCAGUUCAAGAUGCCUCAUUUGGACUAGGCGUUAAGCCCUCUUAGAGUUAGCCAAAUUUCAGCUCAUUUGGUUUACUUUAAGAGGUCGCUCAACAAACCCCUAACUUUAUGUUUGGCUCUAAAUUUUAUGUUUUUCUUAAUUGAAACAUAAUUUUACACAUUUUCUUUGAAGACCGUUAGAUGAUACAAGCUAUGACAAAAAGGAAAGCGUAGAAGAGAGGAACUUCAAUCUUAAAGGUGUGAGGUAAAAACACCAUGGUGUGUCAAAUUUAACGGGAAAAUAAGGCAAUUCAGUGUUGGUUCAGCAUGACCUUGAGAUGGGCAUACUGUCCCUACUUUCAUAACAUUCCCAUAUGCAAAAAUGAGCCAGCGAGAAAAUCAGCAUUUUCUGUUUUGGAAAGAAACAUAGUAAGGUAACUACAUCCGUAGAAUUUCACAUAUGGGACUCUUGUGCGGGUAUAUUACAUUUAGGAGUCACGAGUUGAUAUUUUUUCUCGAAAUAUCUAGAACAUUAUUAAAUAUUUUGUUUUUUCAAUGAUUUAUACUGAAGUCCAAUGUUCAAAAUGACGAACUAUCAGGUUAGAUAAAUAAUGACCAAAAUUUAUUCGGGACUGUUAUGUGAGUGAGGGCAGCAUACCUCUGUUGUGUUUUUUUGUCGUAACUCGUAUCAUCAAAAGGACAUAAAAUAAAAUGUGUGAAAUUAUACGUUUGAAUUAGGAAAACCCAACUUGUACAGCAAUCGGUGCAUAUGCAUAGAAGCUAGGGCCUAGAGAGUGGAUAUUGCAGUUGCGCUUUGCAUACAAACGUGAGGGUCUUUGUGUGGCCCCUUAAUGUUAAUCAAAUAAGCUUGGCCUUGUGACAGACCAAGAAAUGUUUUCAGCCCCGAAGGUUUUGAUUCCGCAACAUACCCUUAUUUUUGUACCACCCUAGUGGUUAUUAAUACCUAAACACAAGUAUCCCCAUGACCGGUGAUGAUAUGAAUAUCACCAAAUAAAAGCUUCCGGACAUCGUGUGAACCGGUGUACAGUUUUGACGGUUGUUUAUUAGGAUGAGAUGUAUAUUCCGUCUCGCGUGGUAGAUUCCUCGCGGAAAAUCAUUAUUCGAGCUAAUUCAAGUCGAGUUGGCGGUAUAAGGGCCAGUUAAACGCCCGAAAAUUUAUUAAAUUAUUCAUAAAAAUAAGUUUUCUCUUUUUCAUCAAUUAUUUUUUCUUGAAAGGGGAACACUUUUAAGAGGUACUUUAGAGUAGAAGAAAGUAAUGAAAAUUUUUAAUCGAUUUUUCAUUAGAAAUGAUUGAAGUUCAACAAUCGCUUAACUGUUCGGUUUAUGGUGACUUCAUGGUACCCCUUAUGGAUCUCAUUUUUAAUAUUUGAAUUAUUAUCAUUUUUCGUUUGGUUUUUGAGUAUAUACCUAAUGUUAUACAGAGACUUUUUUUUUCUUUUCUGUUCUAUUGAAAAGAUUGUUUUCUAAAAGAAAAUUCUGCAUUUGACAGGAAAAUUUUGACUAAACUUUAUUUAUUUCACGUAGGUAUUACUAUAAUAAUCUAAGAAUGCUCAGAAAAAAAAAGCUUACCGAUCGUUAGCAUUAUCUUCGUAAUUCAUAACAAAUAAUUUAAUCAUGUAUGGAAAUUAUCAGAAUAAUAACACGAAAGCUAUUUAUAAAAAGCACUUAAGCAAUGGGGUUAAACAAUACAGUCAAAAUUCAAACAUCGCAUAAUAUAAAUCUUUUCAAUGGUGAGAUUUUCCGAAACAUUUCCAUAACUCACAUCGCAUCGAAGUGGAAUCGGUGUGCUUCCAACGAUUUUUGUAUUCUAUCCUCUCGUUUUUCUUUAGCGUAUAAUAUCAAUAUUAAUAAAAGAAUCACUAAGCAGAUUCCUCCUAAAGCCACUACACUCAUCAGGAUUAAUUUGCUAGGAGUGACAAACAAUUGCGCUUUCCAUUUUUCAACUUCAUCUAUCGGUCGGGGGACUACUAUCAUCUGAGAGUUAGGAAUUAGCUGAGUCCAGGUCCGCGAAUGGUUUGAUAGACCAACGGUCAGAGAAUCUACAAAGUUUGGAGUCCGUCCUAGGCCGAAUGUUGUAUAAGGAAGAUGCAAUGAGAAAUAAGCCGAUUGGGGUAGUUGAGCAGAAGCACCAUGUUGUGGGUCUCCAUCCUGUGUAGUAGUAUUGUAUUCGAUAUGAGGUCCAGGUAGAUUGGUUCCUGAAAUGUACAAUGAAAACCGUGUUACAUAAAAACAGUUAAUUGUUUUUAAACUACUUUUCUAAGAUAUCUUUAUUACUUAUUUUACUGGUUAUGCUAAACGUAAAAACUGACGCUACACAAAUCGUGUCCUGUAAAACGUCGUGUGUUAUUUGUAUAUCUUUAUUAUUAAAAAUUAAUAAUAAUUUAUUCAUUGAAAUUACGGUAGCCUUAAAGUUAUAUGAAACUGUUGCACAAGGUCAAGGAAAUACAAUUAGUUUGGAGAGAUUGAAUAAUACAAAAUAAUGAUAGUUCGUUAGGUUUAAAAAUCACUGUAUGUUCCCGAAAUAUUAACAACAGUCUUUUAUCAAGAAGGUAAAAAGUUCUAUCUCUACUGUCUGUCAAGGAGG
This is a messenger RNA of Uranotaenia lowii, 8179 nucleotides long. RefSeq names its product neuralized-like protein 4 (gene Neurl4). Lineage: Eukaryota; Metazoa; Arthropoda; Insecta; Diptera; Culicidae. The transcript is spliced from 5 exons. The record is from RefSeq and is a predicted model, not a curated record. Bases 93 to 5168 code for a protein of 1691 amino acids.